CAACACUAGACGAAAAUAAAGAGAAAAACUAAAAAGCAAAUCUCAUUUCAAUUUUUCGUAUCAGUCAAACAAAAAUGUAAAACAGUUGCAUUAAUUAACGAAAACUGAUGCGAAACACAGGGCACAGAACAAUGCAUAGAAUGUGCAAUAAAAUUUAAAAUACAUUUGGCAGUAGAAAAACCCAAAGAUGAAUGUAAUGCGAAAGCUGCGCGGCGCUGCCACUGGAGGCAGCAGCAACGGCAGUGGCAGCAACACCACAAAUAAUGGCAGCAGACCCUCGGCGGAGUCCGGCCAAUCCCCAGCCAAUAGACGGGCUGCUGGCGAGGAAGCACUCGUGGAUGGGCGCAUCCAAAUGAGUCUGGGUACGCUCAAGAAACUCUUCAAUGAGUACACCCAUCCCCGAGAGCCGCUCAGCGAACAGGAGCGCGAUGAGAAGCUCUACGAAAUGCUGCCACUCUUUUGCAAGGUGUUUAGCAGCUGUCCAGCGAAUGAUAUGAGCGAAAAGUUCUGGGAUGUGGUGGCCUUCUGCCAGCAGGUGUCACGUCUCAUGGUCAGCGAGAUACGCAAGCGGGCAUCCAACCAGAGCACGGAGGCGGCCUCCAUAGCCAUUGUCAAGUUUCUGGAGGUGGAGACAACGGAGGAGACAAGCAGCGGUUGGAUGCUGUUGGCCACCCUCAAUCUGUUGGCCAAUGGAGAUGUGUCCUUGAUACAGGUCAUGACUGCCGCUUCCGUACCCUCAACGCUGGUCAAGUGCCUGUACCUCUUCUUCGAUCUGCCCAUUGUGGAGGAUGAUGAGCCUGCGGACGAUGGUUCUGCCAUCAGUGAUUUCAAUGCCCAUGAGCGUCGCACACUGCUGCAAAAGGUCUUUGUGCAGCUGCUGGUGAAACUCUGCUCGUAUCCGUAUCCCGCCGAAGAACUGGCACGCAUGGAUGAUCUAACGCUGCUAUUUUCGGCCAUAACAUCGCCCUGUCCCUGCCACAAUAUUGUGUGGCGUAAGAAUGCAGCCGAAAUACUGACAACCAUAUCGAGGCAUGGUCUAACCGAUGCGGUUGUUAGUUAUAUACAUUCCAAAGGUUGCAUGGCUUUGUGUGUGGAUAAUAUGCAACGUUUGACCUUUGGCAAUCCAUUGGAAAUUGUUGAAAUGUUUGUCACCGUCUUCUGUUUUCUGAAGGACUCUAGUCAGGUAUCACAGAUACUAAUGGAUGAUUUUCGUGCCUCACAGGGUUACGUUUUUCUCAGUGAUUUUCUGUUAAAAUUCGACAACAAUCGCAGUCAAUCGCUGGAAAUCCAAGCAGCUAUACGCAAUCUGGUACUCAUGAUCUCUUCCCUGUGCAUGUGCGGCUUCUAUGAGCUACGACCGCCCGUGGCACAAUUCAAUACCGCCUUCAAGUUGCAGAAUUUCCAACUGCCACAGGCCACCUCCCGCGAGACAUGCGUGCGGAAUGUUUAUGCCUUUCAAGUGCUACAAAAUGUCUUUCUCAAGUCCACAACUCCGGCACUUUGUUGCACCAUUUUGGAUGCCAUUUCGCGGGUGUAUCAUUCGGAGAAUGCCAAUUAUUUUAUACUGGAAUCGGAGCACACUUUGAGCUCGUUUGCGGAGCGCAUACACCUAAAGAGUCCGCAGAUACAGGAGAAGUUUUUUGAUUUGCUGGAAUUUAUUGUCUUUCAAUUGAAUUUUGUGCCCUGCAAGGAGCUGAUCAGCCUCUCGCUGCUCCUCAAGCACAAUCAGUCGACUUCGUGCAGUAUUUUGUGUCUCAAGACACUGCUGAAUAUCCUACGGCAUAAUGCUGUGUUCAAGGAUGUCUAUCGGGAGGUUGGCAUACUGGAAAUCUUCGUGAGCUGCUUGACACGCUACGCGGGACACGUGCAGGACAUCACCAAGGGCGAGGAGUCGUUGGUAGUGGAGCUGUCAUCGGAGCAGGAGGAAGAUCUGCUGGAUACGCUGGGCAAACAUAUGCUGGAGGCCCUCACAAUGCUGCUGGGUGGCGGUGCCAGCAAUAAUGCUCAGAUUUUCCGCGAAUAUGGCGGCGCCAAGUGCACACACGAGCUGGUAAAAUUCAAGCACUGCCGCCCGCAGGCACUGGGCAUCAUACGGGAGCUCAUUCUGUCCGCUGGCGGGGAUGAUGACAUGCUGUAUAUCCUGUCGCUGAUGCACAGCAUCAGUCCGCAUCAAGUGGAGUUCAAGAUACAAAUACUCAACAUGCUGCUGGGCUGCCUCAAGGAUUCGCAUCGCACGCGCACUGUCUUCCGGAAAGUGGGUGGCUUUGUGUAUCUGACGAGCGUUUUUGUCUCGCUCGAUGGCAGCAUGGCACAGCCCCAGCCGGGCAUACCCCAACAGGAUCUCAUACUGCUGCUGCAAAUAGUCUGCCAAACGCUGGCCACCGCCAUGCGGUUCGAGCCAGCGAAUGCCAAGUUCUUCCAUCAGGAGAUAAGCAGCAGCUCGCUGUGCGACACAAUGCGGCUGUUGGGCUGCUUUGGUGGCGCCUCAACGCUGCAGGAUUUCAAUGGCAGCUACGAGCCCCAGCAGACGCUGCUCAAGUAUUAUCACGAGAUAUUCAGUGGAGAUAUUCUGAGUGUUGGUUUCUCGGCUGAUGUGCCCUAUCCCCUGUCCUAUGUGUGCAUCGUGUUUCGGCUGCUCUACAGCAUUGCUUUGGAUAACUUUGAGGCACCCAAUUUGAGUGGCAUCAUCGGAUCGCUCUUCAGCGAUCCCCCCGCACAUUCGCGUUCGCCCAGCAAAGAGCUGGCGGCGCCCGUGCAUCCCAGCCAACUGAAUCUCACACAGCCCAUGCCGGAGCCGAGGAUUGUGCAUCCGGGCGUGGUGCUGUGCAUGCUACAACUGCUGCCCGCUGUGCAGCUGGAGGAGGCGCCCCUGGAGGCCAUACAGCUGCAGGUUUACUUGAGUGAAAUUAUUAAAUCUCUGGUGCGGAAUGAGCGCAAUCAACAGAUCAUGUGCGAUCAUGGUUUGGCCGAGAAGCUGCUAAAGCUCACAAGGAGAGCCCUCGCGGAGGAGCAGCAUCCCCUGCACGUGCCCAUGCAGUACAUCCUGGAACGCUUGGCCGCCCAGGCGCUGCAACCCACCGAACUGCGACAGUUUCUGCGCCUCGGAGAGCCCCUCUCCUGUGCGGACAUUGAUCUGCAGCAGCCGUACCGCCUGGGCGGACCUGUGCCCCUCACGCGCAUCAAAACGCUGGUGUCCAUGACAACGCCCAGGGAUUUCCGUGCCCAUGGCUCGAGCACGCUGCCACCGUUUGUGGAGCUGGACAUGUCUGCCGAGGGCUUUGGCUGCCUCUAUCUGCCAUCGCUGGCACCGCAGGCCACAGCCACUGCUGGCGGCACCAUCGAUGCGAACACCAUUGGCGGCAUUGGCGCCGGCGAUCGCAUUUUUCCACCACAAACGGGUCUCACGUACUCCACUUGGUUUUGUGUGGAGAAAUUCUCGGACCCAAAGACAGAUCCACAUUGUGUGCGGCUGCUGACGCUGGUGCGAACCAUACACAAUCCACGUGAGGAGAAUCUUGCGUGUCUGUCGAUACUUUUAUCCGCCAGGGACAAGGCCAUUGUGGUGUCCACGCAAGAGACGCUGGUGACGCCCAGGAAGAGCAUUGGCGAUUGGGAGCCAGAGGGCUCUGAUGAUGGCAUUGCACGCAUUUGGUGUCCCGAUCUGCUGCACGAGGGCCAGUGGCACAAUCUCGUGGUGGUGCUCAAUCGUGCGGUGCUCAAGAACUCCAGUCUGUCGCUCUAUCUCGAUGGUGUGCCCAUGCACACGCAAAAGCUGCACUACAUUGCCCAACAUCCGGGCGCCACCACCGCAAAUCUGACAUCUGCCACACAGAUUUUUGGCUACAUUGGCACGCCGCCCAUUUGGCGACGCUACUCGCGUCUCUGCUGGAAGCAGGGCGUCUGCCAUUUGCUGGAGGAUGUGCUGCCGCAGCAGACGGUGCAAACCAUCUACCAGCUGGGCCCCCACUACAUGGGCUCGCUGCAGGCGCCGCAGCUGGGCAAACAGUCGGAGGCAGUGGCGCCGCUGGUGCCCGAGGAUCGUGUGCUGCUGGGACUCAAUGCCAAGGCAGUGUCCAAGCUGACGCUGGUCAAGAUACGCAAGGUGUACAGUCGUGCGGAUAACAAGAGCAUUGCCAAGCAGCUCAAUAUGAAUUCACAUGAGAAUGCCACGCCCAUUAAAAUUCUGCAUAAUUCUGCGGGCCACUUGGCUGGCGCUGGUCGCUCUCUGGGCGGCGUCGUCGUGGGUUAUCUGGGCGUGCGCGUCUUCAGUCCCCAUCCUGUCUCGGCCAUGAUUGACACGGUGGGCGGCUGCAAUGUGCUGCUGGGCAUCAUUGCCAUGGCCCAGGAUGUGGAGUCCUUGUAUGCGGGCGUCAAGGCGCUGACCUGUGUGGUGCGCAGCAAUCGCGCUGCCCAGGCGGAAAUGGAUCGCAAGCGCUGCUAUCAGACACUGGGCAUGUUCUUCAAGAAGAAGAAACAUCUGCUCAACAGUCACAUACUCCACCUGACAUUCGGCCUGGUGGGCACCGUGAACAGUGGCCAGGAUACGUCUGCCAUUCCGAAUGUCACCGCAUUCCAGGAUCUGCUGUGUGACCUAGAGAUCUGGCACAAUGCACCCAAUGGACUGCUGCGCUCGCUGCUGGAACAUCUGCUGGAGUUAGUCGUCGAGUCCAAUGAAAAGAAACAAAAUGUCAAGAUCAUGAGGGAUCUGCAGCUGCUGGUGAAGCUGCUGCACAUCAUCACGCACAUUCAGGAUCAUUCGACGCGUGAGAUUCUCUUCAAUCUGCUGGAAACGCUGCUGGGCGGACAGCCCAGGCACACGGAUCUGCUGCUCUAUGGCCAGUAUGUGGCCGCCAAGCUGCCGCGUGCCCAGGACGGCGCACUCGAACGUGCCGUGCUGCUGCCCAGCAUCAAGAACUUGGGCGAGGAUCCCGAUGGCGGUGUGGCACAGAAUAUUUACCUGCGCAAUCGCUGCCUAUCGCUGCUCCACGGCCUGUUGUUUACGCCACGCAGCACUGUGAACUAUGUGAUCUGCGAUGACAUCUCCAAGACGCUGGGCAUGGACUGGCUGCUGCUCUUCAUGCAGCCGCAUGUCCACUUUACCACAGUGAUCAUUGCGGUGCGCAUACUCGUCGUGGUCUGUGCCAAUGAGAGUUUUCUGGUGCGCUUCCGCGAUGCCACCCACAAUGGCGGCUAUCUGCGCUUCACCGAAAUGGUUUCGCAGCGCAAAAUGUUGGGCCUGGGCGCCCAGCAGCUCAACCAACGGCCCAGCAAUGGCACGGGCACGGUCAUAGUGGCCACGCCACAGAAUACCAUACAACAUUUGCCCACCCAAAUAGCAGGAGAAGUGCGUCCAGCUGCGCUGAAUAUACCAGGUUUCCAAUUGCUGGAAUGGCUCAUGCAGCAUCAUUUGGAUGUGCCAGAGCUUUACUUUCUGGUCACCGCUCUCAUUAUGGGCCAACCUGUCAAGGUGCUGGCCACGGAGCACACGAAAUUCGACCUGGAUCGCGUGUGGUCGUUCCUCUGGGGCGCUCCAGUGGCAGCCAGCACGCAGCUGCCGAAGUUAAAUGUCUGCCCCGAGGGCGUUUGUGUGCUGCUGGCCAUGGUCCGUGCAAUUGUGCAUGGCGGAGAGUGUGCCACGUGGCUGCACAGCCACCCGGAGACCAUCAUCCAACUGCUGUUUAGUCUGUACCAGAAUCUCAGUGACUUUACGCCCGUCAUGAUGGCAGGCGAUGUUGUGACCUCCCUGGUGGCAGUGCUCUUUCCGCAGGUCGCCAGGAAUGCUGCCGAUUCGGAGCCAAAUAGCGGCGCCUCCACGCCCACUGACGGCACGGGCAGCAGCGGUUUUGUUCUGCCACCGCCCGAAACGUUGCAUGUGGCCGCUGUGCAGCCCAAGAUCACCGCCCAUCCCGUGUGCAAAUGCAUCAUUGAUUUCCUGCGCGUAAUUGUCGUGGAUUCAUUGGGUCUGAAUAUGCAUGGCAAGGCCACACCCGUGAUAGAUCUGGUGCUGGAUGCCGCCCCAGACUCCGCAGAGAUGUCGCUGCAGGUGCAAUACCAAACGCAGAUUAUCAUAGCCCUGAUGGAUCAUCUGUUGGCGGCCGAUGUGCUCGUGGGCGAGCAGGCGGCACUGCCGCUGGUGCCCAUACUGCAGAGCCAAAUGCAGCACAUUGCCCCCAAUGUGUUCUACCUGACGGCGCGCAUUGUGGAUAAGCUGUGGCAGGGCUGCCUGGCACGCAAUCCGCAUGAUAUCUUUGAUUUUGUCAUCAAGCUGAUUGCCCAGGCCAAGCGCCGAUCCUCGUCGCUGUCGCUGGAGCAUCUGCAUCACUCGCUGAAUCGAAGUAUUCUGUUUCUGCUGUCCCGUCCCACCGAUGAUUCCCGUGCGGAUCAAAUGAGCGUCCUGGAGGCACUGCACAAGAUCAUACAGCAUCGUUUGCUCAUCUUUGGGGCCGGCAAUCACGAACUGGAGUUCAUUGGCUGCCUGACCUACUGCCUGCUGCAGCUGACGGCCGACAUGAAGAUUAUACUGGAGCCAGCGACGAGCAGAAACACCACCUGGCAUGUCAAUCCGCAAACAGAGACAGUGGAGCCCAAGGAUGAGGAUCUGAAUCAGCUGCAGGGUCGCAAUCUCAUUGUGGGCGCCGCCUUUCGCGUCUGGGAGGAGCUGUACGUGUGCAAGAAGCCGGCCAUUGAGGAGGUGUUCAAGAUAUCGCUGACACCGCCGCCAGCCAGCUCGAAGGCGCCCGAUCUGCAGACGACACGCGAACAGGUCAUGGAGCUGGCCUCCAAGCUGUGGUUCAACUAUGUGGAAGCGGAACGCAAGGCCUCCUAUCGCGUGCCCUGGGAGCUGCACAAUCAAAUCCAAUCAAAGAUACAAAAGGUCACCGGUGGCCUGACGCGCCUGGCCAGCCGCACCAAGGUCAAAAAGGACGAGCUGGUGCGCACCAAAUCGAAUAUGAGUCGCGAGGCAGCCUACGAGUCCACGGGGAUACAUGUGCAGCUGAUCAAGGAUCUGCUGGAGCUGCGCUCGAAGCAGUACCAGCAAAUGCUGCAGCACACCCAGCGCUAUGUGUACCAGGAUUGGGUGCACUCAGAGACGGAGCUGACGCGCGAGCGUGGACUGUGGGGCCCCGCGGGCUGCUGUUCGCUGGACAAAUGGAUAAUGGACACCACCGAGGGACCGCAUCGCAUGCGCAAGAAAACCAUGCGCAAUGAUGUCUUCUAUCUGCACUAUCCCUAUCGCCCAGAGCUGGAGCUGGCCGACAAUCGGCAGCUCAAGUACAAGGUGGCCUCCAGUUUUGAUAGCAAAACAUAUUUCCAGCAUGGACAGCAGCAGCCGCGCAUACUGGCCGAGGCAGAGCACUCGGCUGCGUCCAUGCAGCAGCAGGCCUCGCUGGAGUCGGUGCAUGGCCAGCAGUCGUCGCAUCGCCUGGAGGCGAGCAGUUCCACCUCAACGCCACCGCCACCAGUGUCGCCCAAGCUAAUGGGCAGCGGCCAUGGCACGGCGCCGUAUCCGCAGGAAUCAUUGGACGGCACUGCACCCGAGGACGAUGAGGAGGAGGAGGACACUUCCAUGACCAGCGACAAUGAGACAUUUCUGCGGCUGCUCGAGGAGCAAGAGAAAAUCAGCUUUAUGUUCCGUUGUGCCCGCGUGCAGGGCCUGGAUACCUUCGAGGGUUUGCUGCUGUUUGGCAAGGAGCACUGCUAUAUCGUGGAUGGUUUCACGCUGCUCAAGAAUCGAGAGAUACGCGACAUUGACACGCUACCCACGGGCGCCUAUGAGCCCAUUAUACCCAAUUCGGGCGGCACUACCACGACCACAUCACGUGCUGUUAGCCAGAAGCUGCGGCAAUGCUCCAAGUUUGCCUACGAGGAGAUACGGGAGGUGCACAAGCGACGCUACCUGCUGCAGCCCAUUGCCCUGGAGAUCUUCUCCGAGGAUGGACGCAACUAUCUGCUGAGUUUCCCCCGCAAGGUGAGGAAUAAAGUGAACCAAAGAUUCUUGGCCCUGGCCACGGCCCUCAAUGACAAUGCGCAGCAAUCGGUGGCAGGACAAAAGCGCACGGCGAGUGUGGAGCAAACUUCGGGUAUCUUUAGUGGCCUGAUAGGCGAGACAUCGGUCACCCAGCGCUGGGUACGCGGCGAGAUCUCCAAUUUCCAGUAUUUGAUGCAUUUGAAUACGCUGGCGGGCCGCAGCUACAACGAUCUGAUGCAGUACCCAGUGUUCCCCUGGAUCCUCGCCGACUACGACUCGGAGGAACUGGAUCUCACGGCGGCCAAGACAUUCCGUGACUUCUCCCGGCCCAUGGGCGCCCAGGCAGACGAACGCCUGGAGCAGUUCCAGAAGCGUUUCAAGGAGUGGGAUGAUCCGCAUGGCGAGACGCCGCCCUACCAUUACGGCACCCACUAUUCCUCGGCGAUGAUUGUGUGCUCGUAUCUGGUGCGCUUGGAGCCGUUUGCCCAGCCAUUCCUCAAGCUUCAGGGCGGACACUUUGAUCUCGCAGAUCGCAUGUUUCACAGCAUCAAGGAGGCGUGGCUGUCGGCCUCAAAACUAAAUAUGGCCGAUGUUAAGGAGCUCAUACCCGAGUUCUUUUAUUUGCCCGAAUUUCUGAGCAAUUUCAAUAACUUUGAUUUGGGCACCAAACAGAAUGGCGAGACCUUAAAUCAUGUCAUAAUGCCGCCAUGGGCCAAACAGGAUCCCAGGGAGUUUAUCCGCCUGCACAGAAGUGCCUUGGAGUGUGAUUAUGUUAGCCAACAUUUGCAUUUGUGGAUUGAUUUAAUUUUUGGCUGCAAACAGCAGGGUCCCUCGGCGGUGGAUGCUGUCAAUGUGUUUCACCAUUUGUUUUACGAGGGAAAUGUGGAUAUAUACAACAUUGAUGAUCCUUUGAAAAAGAAUGCCACCAUUGGCUUCAUCAAUAACUUUGGACAAAUACCCAAGCAGCUGUUCAAAAAGGCUCAUCCAGCCAAGAAAAUGGGCGGCUCGCGGCAUUCAGCACUCAUCGAUCCGACAGCCUUGAUGCAGGGCAACAGCACAGUCCUGCAAACAGAUCGCUUGUUCUUCCAUAAUCUGGAUAAUCUAAAGCCCAGUCUGCAGCCCAUCAAAGAGCUCAAGGGGCCAGUGGGACAGAUACUGCAGCCGGAUAAGACCGUGUUCGCUGUGGAGCAAAAUAAAGUGAUGAUGCCGCCGUCGUACACGAAAUAUAUAGCCUGGGGCUUUGCCGAUCAUUCGCUGCGCGUGGGUCUCUACGACACGGACCGCGCAUCGUUUGUGUCCGAGGCAGCGGCCCAGAACUCCGGCGAGAUCCUCACCUGUGCGUGUCCCAAUGCCAAGAUGAUUGUCACCGCUGGCACCAGUUCGGUGGUCACGAUCUGGAAAUUCGAUGCAAACCGCAAGAGUCUCAGUGUGAAGCAUUCGCUGCAUGGCCACACGGAUGCGGUGACAUGUCUGGCCGCGAGUGCUGCCUACAAUGUGAUUGUCUCGGGCUCCAGAGAUGGCACUGCCAUCGUUUGGGACAUGUCCCGGUUCACCUUUGUGCGCCAGCUGCGUGGCCAUGCGGGUGUCGUGGCUGCUGUUUCGAUCAAUGAGCUAACGGGUGACAUUGCCACAUGUUCGGCCACCUGGUUGCAUGUUUGGUCCAUCAAUGGUGAUGCUCUGGCCAUGGUAAAUACGUGUGUGGGCAGUGCGGAUCGCAUGCAGCAGAUUCUAUGCGUGGCAUUCUCACAAAUCAGGGAAUGGGAUCAACAGAAUGUCGUCAUGACGGGCUCCACCGAUGGUGUUGUGCGGAUGUGGUCCCUGGAGCACACACAAGUCCCCAUUGAUCGCAAACUCAAACGUGGCGUGGAGGUCUGCUCCCAGGACAAACCGGACUCUGCUUCAGCCGAUAAAAUGAAUAUUUUCAAGCAAAUGAAAAGCCUCUCGCAGGCAGAAGAGGAAACAGACAUUGUAAAAUCUGCCUCGGAGAGCAGCAUUUCGGAGGCCUCAGAGCACAGCAAAGCCGAGUCCCUCAAAUCCGAAGAGAGAGCUGAGGAAGAAUCGCUCAAAACCAAAGAUAAAGCAGAAGCAGAAGCGGAAGCGCAGGCACCGGAGGCAUCGCCAGUGGAACGCAGAAAAAGUUCCAUCCCAGGAGCCAAGUCGCUGCAUGAAAUGAAAUCGGCGACAGUAGAAGCACCCGGCUGCAGCUCGGAUGUAACGGGAAAUGAAGAAGAUGCCCAUGCCAUUAGGCCAAGCAAAUCAGACACCAGUCUGACCGAUGGUUUCGUUUUGAUAGACAAUGACAGACAAAGAGGUGAACAGGCUUUGAGAAAGGGCUUCAAAUGGCAACGUCAAUUAAUGUUUCGCUCAAAGCUAACCAUGCAUACGGCAUAUGAUCGCAAGGAUAAUGCAGAACCCGCUAGCAUUACAGCCUUGACAGUAUCCAAAGAUCAUAAAAUCUUAUAUGUUGGUGAUGCUCGAGGUCGCAUAUUUUCAUGGAGCGUCACGGAACAGCCAGGGCGUGGUGUGGCCGAUCAUUGGCUAAAGGAUGAGGGCGCCGAUCAAUGUGUCAAGUGUCAUGUGAAAUUCACGCUGUAUGAGCGCAAACAUCAUUGUCGCAAUUGUGGUCAGGUUUUCUGCAAUAAAUGCAGUCGCUUCGAGUCGGAGAUCUCACGUUUGAGGAUCAUCAAGCCUGUGAGGGUGUGUCAGGCGUGCUUUAGUCAGUUGCGCUCCAAUUCGUUGGACAAUUAAGGGGGGAGAAGAGUCACCCCACCUGUCGUUGAAGCACCGAAGGGCAGGCCGCAUCCAAUUCGAAGCAAAGUGUACCUAUAAAUUAUUUAAAAAGAUAAUUUACUUUAUAAUAUUUACGCGUAUAACCAUUUAAAAGACGUUAAAAGGCGCAUUCAGUGAUGAUAUGUAAUUGUAAAAAACUUAAUUAAUUCUUUUAUUUUUCAAUUUUAACGUUUACAUUUUUUAACUAAAUUAUUUAAUAUUUAAUUUUGUUUUUUACAAUAAUUUUUAAACCAAAUGUAAAAGUUGAGCUAAAAAAAACAAACAACCAAAGGCUGUUAUAUGAUUUUAUAUUUUAUUUAUACACAAUAUAUACUUUUAAAUGAAUUUUUUUAUACAAAAAAAUACACACGCAUGGAAAACAGAGUUGCAAUAUAAUUUAUACAAAACAAUUUAGUUAUUAAAAAUAUUUAUUAUACACCAAAACAAACAAAAAAUACGAAGAAAAAUACGAUAAUAAAUGUUGCUUAUGGACAAUUUUUCUAGUAAUAUAAAACGUUCUAUAAAUAUUGUGAGAGGCGCACAAGAAAGAGAGAGUCUAUUAAUGUUACCAGAGAGCUAGCUAUACGUAGUACUUCCCCCGUCAGCAGUUAAAGAAUAAUAUCCAGACCCAAGAAUAAUCAAAAGUGAAAAAACCACGAAGCACCGCCAGUUAUAUCAAUUACAAAAGAGAGACAGAACUUUAGAUACACUUUUUUUGCUAGCCAAAAGUCACGAGAAUCAGAAGAAGGAUCCUUGAGGGAUCCUUGAAACACGUUUUAGAACACAACACACAAACCUCACAACACGUAAAACAAAAACCAAUUUAAAUAUAUCGUAUAUUCUAUGGACAGCAAGUAGAUUUUUCUUUAAAAAUAAACUAAAAAAAUAAAGAAUUACUUCCAAAAACAAAAAUUAAUAGAAAUCUAUAAAAAUAAUGUAUGAAAUGGAAACUUAAUUCUAUAAAGCAAUACUAAAGAGUUGCACAUUAAAAAUCAUAAAUUAUAAAUUAGUAAAAAAAAAAUAAUUAAAAUAACAAAGAUUAUAAAAUAAGAAAAAAUCGUAACAUUCGCUGUCAUACAUUCUUUACAUUUCUUCUCAAACUUCAGAUCUCAAAAGAAUUUCCUUUCUUUCCCUUUCUUCCUAUGACAGCAAAUCUUUAAACCCAAAAAAAUAAUGUAAAUACGAAAGACAAAUAAUACAGAAGAAAAUACCAUACAAAUUGGUGACAAAAAUACCAUAAAAAUUAGUGACAACAAAUUAGUUAAAUAAAUUAGUAAUGGAGGUAGAAAAAAAAAAAAAAAAAAAGCAAGCAGAUAAAAAUUCGGUAUUUUGUAGAGAAUCUACAUGUUGCAUUGAUAAUAAUUUACAAAUAUUACGAGUAUAUAUGUAAAUGUGAAUGUAUUUCAAUUAUAUCGAAUAUACCUCCCCCUUGCCCUAACCCCUUCGACUACUCCCUCCUCUGUUGAAACAAAUACCCGCUAAAAACUAUCCAAAGACUUGAAUCAUCAGAACAUACAGAAACGAACUCUAAACCAACCAAAAACACAUCUCGAAACUGAAAACUAUGCAUCUAAAAGACUUCUAAAUGUUACAUUUCAAAGAACACAAAGAGACAAAGAAAUAUUA
Molecule: messenger RNA, 12364 nt
Organism: Drosophila obscura
Lineage: Eukaryota; Metazoa; Arthropoda; Insecta; Diptera; Drosophilidae
Gene: bchs
Product: WD repeat and FYVE domain-containing protein 3
Molecular function (GO): protein binding; metal ion binding
Source: RefSeq, a predicted model, not a curated record